AUGUGCAGUGAUAUUGGUGAACAGUCUGGUGGUCCACAUGAAAUUCUCAAGGCUGCUUUUGAAGUGGAGAAAACUCUCACAAAUAGAGACAAUUUGUGGUCCAAUAAACCAUCUGAAUUAAUGAAAUAUAUUGGAAUACCCUUAAACAAGCAUUGUAAUAGUAAUUUCAAACAGAAACUAAAAGAUUUCUACAAAAAUAAAAUUAUAUUUGAACUAUCAACGAUAAAAAUGAAUUCUGGACAACAAAAGUGUGGUUUGGCAGAGUUGCUGGCCUUAAGUCAUGCAGAGUUUGACACACAGAUCAAAGAAAUGAGUUUAAAAGAUCUCCUUGACACCAUCUCUACACUUCAAAAAGAAAUGUCCAAAGAGCAAGAAAAUUUUAACUCUUUGAGUGCAGAGUUAUCAUCUCUCAAUAAGAAAUCUCAACAAUAUAAACAGAUCUCCAAAGAAAUGACAGAAUCUCAGGCGCGUCUUACAGCUUUAAUGGAUCGUAGUAUGAAGUGCUUUCAGCAGCAAGGAAACCAAAGCACUUCAACCAAGUUUCCAAAUGUAUACAGGAGAAAUUCCCUAAAGGAAACAAGUAAACCAGAAAAACUACCAGUCAACAAACCAGUUCAAAGAAACAUGUCUGCAAGAAUUCCCAGCAAAGAAAUGGAAAUCACUAGGUCUACACCUAACUUGAAAACUACUACAAAUAAGCCAGUGUUUCUGAAAACUUUAACUGAUGUUAAUGCUUCAAAAUUAGAAGUAAAAAAGUUCAAUGGAAUUCCAAAUAACACUUCAGAAAAGAAACCAAUACAAGUAUUUCAAAAUGGAACUGUUCAUGAUAAUGGUCAGAAAGUGGAACAAAAUUCGAUGGACAAGAAGCAACCAUCUGUGAAAAGUACAGCAACAUUUAAUAUGCAGAAAAGCAAGUCAAAUGAGUUUCUUCAUAAUAUUUCAUCAUCUAGAAAUGAAAAAGAAAAAAGUGUUUUUGAUUCAGCAAAUAAACCAGCCCCAAAUUUCAAUGUUAUAUUGAGGAAGACUAAUAGAAGUUUAGUUGAUAAUGAAGAACAAGAGAAUAAUUUUAGACAUUCUGUAGAUCUUGAUUUAAGAGGAUCUUCUAAAUGUCCUGUUCCAAACCUUUCAAAUAACAGUACCGACUCAGAAACAAGAAAAAUUCCAGAUGUCAAAGUCUCAUCUACGCAACAACAAAAAGCAGACGUCAAGUUAGCAUUUGACAAAAAAGUAGCCACUUCAGUUGAAUCAUUGCAAAAAGAAACUUGGAAACAAAAACAGAAUAAUACAACAAAAACUGAAGCAGUAAAACAUGUGAAUGAAAUACAAAACCAAAAACAGAAUAAUACAACAAAAAAGAUGGAAGUAAAGCAGUCAAAGGAAACACAAAAUGCAACAAAAAAUGUGGAAGUAAAACAAGUGAAGGAAACACAAAAUACAACAAAAAAUGUCGAAGUAAAACAGGGGAAGGUAACACAAAAUACAACAAAAACGUUGGAAAUUAAACAAGUGAAGGAAACACAAAAUACAGCAAAAAAUGGGGAAGUAAAACAAGUGAAGGAAACACAAAACAAACCAACUGUGAAGAGUUCUAUACAGUUUCGUCCUACUACAGCAAUUGAAGCUAAAGCAGUUUCUACUGGGGAAAGACAAAAUCUACUUCAGCAAAUCCAAAACUUUAAAAGAAAGCCUCAACCUGAGGAAGAAGGGAAAACAGAUAUCAAUGAACAAGACAGAAACACCCAAGUCCCUGAUAUUAUAAAAAGUGGAAUCAAGAAAGGAAUGUUAGAAUAA
Messenger RNA from Mytilus trossulus (common blue mussel), 1791 nucleotides. RefSeq lists its product as uncharacterized. The transcript is spliced from 5 exons. NCBI's taxonomy places the organism in Eukaryota, Metazoa, Mollusca, Bivalvia, Mytilida, Mytilidae. Bases 1 to 1791 code for a protein of 596 amino acids. The record is from RefSeq and is a predicted model, not a curated record.